Lichtheimia ornata is the source of this 1380-nucleotide messenger RNA. RefSeq lists its product as uncharacterized. Gene Ontology annotation, cellular component: nuclear pore. Lineage: Eukaryota; Fungi; Mucoromycota; Mucoromycetes; Mucorales; Lichtheimiaceae. The record is from RefSeq and is a predicted model, not a curated record. The transcript is spliced from 10 exons. Gene Ontology annotation, molecular function: protein binding. Gene Ontology annotation, biological process: nucleocytoplasmic transport. The coding region runs from base 1 to 1380 and encodes 459 amino acids.
AUGGGAGAAAUCGUGGCAGAAUACAAGGGCGCGUUAAUUACAACCGAUGCUGAUGUAAAACGAUACAAUAUACCCAUUCAGCCUCCCAUCAACCUCGACACCGCCUCACCACUCGAUCCUGACAAUGACCACGACGAAUUGACGAUGGACGUCGUGCAUGCGCUUUCCAACAUUUCGCAAUAUGCAACCCAGCCUUUUAUUGGACUCAAGGAUAUGGUACAAGAUCGGUUUGGAAACAGUCCCUGGCUAGAGACCAUCUAUUGGGGUAUCGACAAAGUAUCCGCAGCCGUCAACAAAAUCAUCGCCUCGACCACCGAAGAACUUAGUGGCAAACCUCCUACAGCCAAGCUGCUCGCAUGGCAUCCACACCGCCAUAUGAUCGCCAUUGCAUAUCAAGAUAAUACCGUUCAUGUGUACGAGCGCACCGACGAUAAUGAUUGGACAUGUAAAUUGCUGCGACAUCGCUUUAUGAAGAAUAUCACUUGUCUCGAAUGGAAAAAGAGAGCACGAGGAACAUUGGCUGUGGGUUGUCGGAACGGCGUUUGUGUUUGGAGUUUGGGAAGCGACUCAGUCACCAAUGCUGAUCUUACAAGCAAAUUGGAACCUUGCAAUCGUCAUGGACCCUCAAUGAAUUAUCUCUGUCAUACCGGCUAUGGCCCUAUCAGCGCUCUUGCCUGGGACCCUACUCCAGCAAGUCAUCUUUUGGCAGUGACAUCCGCUACAAAGGGAACCUUGGUGAUCUACGACACAAUGACAUUAUCAACAACCCCUCUAAAACGACAAGGAAAAGGAAACACGAUUCUACGAUGGAGCCCUGAUGGUGCUUGGUUAUUCGUUGCUUCCGACAAGCAAGUCAAAUCGAGAAUGUGGGAUACGCGACACUGGGUGUAUAGGGAUAUGACCAAUCCUCCAGGUCUUGGCGUUCAGUCUGCUUGCUGGGCACCCGAUAGCAGGAAUUUAUUCAUUUCGAUGCAUGGCAAAAGCGAUAUCCAUUUGAUUUAUUGGACAGACUCAACAUCAGCUGCAGAAUUGAAACAAGAAAAGGUGUACUCGGUGAGAGCACCUGUCGAAGGACCCACAGGACACAUGAAUCAUAAUCAUAUCCGAGAAAUUGCUCUAUCCCCCUCUGAUGGAAAGCGGUUGGCCGUGGUCUUUGAGAAAUCCGAUUGUGUGGCAUUAUAUUCUGUACAGCUCGAAAGCAUGCCAACACUUGCCAGGAAGGAUAUCUUGCAACACAUUGGCAUUGUUAAUACACGUGCUUCAAUGAAUGAUUCUGGAAAGCCAAUACACAUUGCAUACUCGGCGAAUAGCAGCACAAGCAGCACAUUGGCAGUGCUACAUAAAACGGGUGUCGUCGACUUUAUUACUCAAGUAGCAUAG